This is a messenger RNA of Eucalyptus grandis, 960 nucleotides long. RefSeq lists its product as uncharacterized. The coding region runs from base 1 to 960 and encodes 319 amino acids. Lineage: Eukaryota; Viridiplantae; Streptophyta; Magnoliopsida; Myrtales; Myrtaceae. The transcript has a single exon. The record is from RefSeq and is a predicted model, not a curated record.
AUGCGUGAUAAUGUGCGUACUGGCCUAUCUAUUGUUGUUGCUAAACCGUCUGUAACCCAGAAAGACUCUCCAUCGACUGAUGUUCUACCCCCUAUUCGAACGUGGGCUGCAGUUACUCAUUCAGCUACUAAGGGGUAUAAAUUGUCUUACUACCCGCUUGCUGUUGUGGAUAAUGAAGUAAUGCCGCAGAUUACACCUGAGAUUAUGCAGGCUGCUCAUCCUAAAUGGGAGGAUUGUCUAGUUGGAUACUAUAUCGGAAAGAGACUUCCCUAUCAAUUGACGCAGGACACCCUUAAGCAUGCCUGGGGUGAUGAGUUAGUUGAGGUAAUUGCGGCUGAUAUGGGUUUCUAUUACCUACGUAUUAUGAAUGGGGAGUUCAGGAGGAAAAUUCUCGAAGGUGGGCCGAUUACAGUAGCAAAAAUCCCGCUUAUUCUCCAUCAAUGGCAUCCUAAGAUGGAGCUCAAGAAGGAUUGUCAUAACUCUGUGCCUAUAUGGAUCCGUUUAAGGAAUGUUCCGGUUGUAUGUUGGUCUGCACCUGGUUUGAGCACUCUUGCUAGUGCUGUUGGUAAGCCGUUAUUUGUUGACAGCAGAACAGAACAUAUGACUAUGGUUGCCUUUGCCCGUAUUUGUGUGGAGAUUGAUGCAUCGAGCUCGUUUCUUGAAUUCAUUAAGUUUUCCCUUGAUGGUGAAAAUCGCUUUGUGGAUGUUCAUUAUGAAUGGGUGCCAACUAUUUGCCCCUCCUGCUGCACUUUUGGUCACAAAUGUGCUGCUCCUGGUGACCUUAAGUCUAAAUCUGGCCCUGCAGCUGCUAAUCCAAGUUCGGUCCGUUCAGCUAAUGAAUGGAGGGAAGUGCGGGGAAAGCGUAACAACAGACACCCGAUUCAACCAGAGAACCCCCCUCCCUCACCUCGCACUAUGGCUCCCCCUCAGUCAGAAGGUGAUAAAGAUUCUGCAACUUAG